Molecule: messenger RNA, 936 nt
Organism: Phyllostomus hastatus (greater spear-nosed bat)
Lineage: Eukaryota; Metazoa; Chordata; Mammalia; Chiroptera; Phyllostomidae
Product: olfactory receptor 51A7-like
Exons: 1
Coding region: 1-936 (311 amino acids)
Biological process (GO): G protein-coupled receptor signaling pathway
Cellular component (GO): membrane
Molecular function (GO): olfactory receptor activity; G protein-coupled receptor activity
Source: RefSeq, a predicted model, not a curated record
AUGCCCACUCUCAAUUCCUCUAACACUGAGGUCACCACCUUCUUCCUGGUUGGAAUCCCAGGACUGGAGCACCUUCAUGUGUGGAUCUCUAUCCCCAUCUGCUUCAUGUGCCUGGUGGCCAUCCUUGGCAACUGCAUCAUCCUCUUUGUGAUCAGAACAGAACCCUCACUCCAUGCACCCAUGUACUAUUUCCUUUCCAUGUUGGCUACUGCUGACCUGGGCCUCUCUCUCUCAUCCCUUCCCACUAUGCUAAGGACCUUUGUUUUUAAUGCUACUGGAAUUUCCCCAAAUGUCUGCUUUGCUCAAGAAUUCUUGAUCCAUGGAUUCAUGGAUUUGGAGUCCUCAGUGCUUCUGAUAAUGUCUUUUGACCGCUUUUUGGCCAUACGCAACCCUCUGAGAUACAGCUCCAUCCUCACCAAUGCCAGAGUUGCUAAGCUGUGCCUGGUGUUUUUCACUAAAAGCAUGCUCUUAAUGCUUCCAUUUCCUUUAGCUCUCAAAAGUUUGACAUAUUGUAAGAAAAGCCUGCUUUCUCACUCAUAUUGUCUCCAUCAGGAUGUCAUGAACCUGGCUUGCUCUGACAACACACUUGACUUUUUCUACGGUUUUUUUGUUGCCCUCUGUAUGAUGUCAGACAGUGUGCUCGUUGCUGUGUCCUAUGUAUUCAUCCUGAAGACUGUGAUGGGAAUUGGAUCCCAUAAGGAACGACUCAAGGCCCUCAACACCUGUGUUUCGCACAUAUGUGCUGUGCUCAUCUUCUACGUGCCCAUCACUGUUUUGGCCUUUAUGCACCGCUUUGGCAAGCAUGAGUCCCCAAGUGCCACAAUCCUCAUUGCUGACAUUUUCUUGAUAGUGCCACCUCUGAUGAACCCCAUUGUAUACUGUGUAAAGACACAGCAAAUUCGUGAGAAAAUUCUGGGAAAAUUGGGUCUAAAAUAA